GCGGCGGCGAACCUGUCUCCACUUUUAGAUCACUAAAAUGCGAGCAUAAUGUUUCUCCUCCGUGAAUGGACCCGGCUCGGUGUGUGCUGAUGGACGCCGGCCUGCUGUGGACCGGAUAACCGUUUGCCUUCCGCUCACUUUUUGCACGGAGGACCAGACCUAGAAAUUCUUUUCGUCGCUAGCAGAAUGCUGGAAAGACGAGGAAUGGCUUUGAUGAACGCUGCUUUGAAUCUGAGGACAUUUUCCACGUUGAGCCCAUAAAUAGAAGAGACAGUUUAGGCGGCGCUUUUACGAGAAGUUCGCUGUCCGUGCGACCCGGUGUUGGCAACCGGUUUGGGCUCGGGCGAACCGACGCCUCCGCCGCCAGGAGACGGCUGGGUGUCUGGCUCCAGUCGUGGCCUCGCUCCGGGCACUCCCAGCUUAUCCGCUAGCGUCGGAGCUCCGGCGACGAGAACGACGAGACACCGACGGGACUGGAGCCGAACCACGCGCGCGCGCGCCCGCCGGGAUAUUUCUACGCGUCUUUUCUACAUAAGGAAUCCAGUCUCCUCCAGACGGCGACUUCAAAACAAUGGCGUCUUAUGUGGACAACAGCUUUCGGCAGGCUGUGAUAAUGAAUCCGGCUGAAAGGACGCAACAGGACCUGGAGAUCGUCUACUCCUAUCUCCACGGGAUGGAGGCCUUGUCCAACCUGCGAGAGCAUCAGCUUAGGAUAAUGUGUGAGACGGUGCGUUACGAGAGACACGAGGCCAAUGAAGUGUUAUACUACCCUGAUGACAUUGGAAGCUGCUGGUACAUCCUGCUGUCUGGCUCCGUCUUCAUUAAGGAGUCCAUGUUCCUGCCCAGAAGCAGCUUUGGGAAGCGGUCGGCGGGCAGCCUGCGGCGCGGAUGCGAGUGCAUCGUCCUGGAACCUUCAGAGAUGAUUGUGGUGGACUAUAUGGAUGAAAAUGAGGAGUACUUUCAGCGGCAAGCCUCGCACAGACAGUCCCGUCGGCGCUUUCGCAAGAUCAACCAGAAAGGCGAGAGGCAGACGAUCAUCGACACCGUGGACCCGUACCCCACGGGGAAGCCGCCCGUAGCCCGGGGAUACCACACGGGAUGCAAUAAACCCCAGCUCCCCGCAGACUUCAGCAGACUUCACCUGGCCGACGGCUUGCACCCACAGGUGACCCACGUCUCCUCCAGCCACUCAGGAUGUAGUAUCACCAGCGACUCUGGAAGCAGCAGCCUGUCAGACAUUUACCAGGCCACGGAGAACGAACAAGGCGACAUGGACCUGAGUGGGCUGCCGGAGACCGCCGUUGAUUCCGAGGAGGAUGACGACGAGGAGGACAUCGAGCGGGCGUCGGACCCCCUCAUGAGCCGGGACAUCGUGCGGGACUGUCUGGAGAAGGACCCCAUGGACAGAACCGAUGAUGACAUAGAGCAACUCCUGGAGUUCAUGCAUCAGCUGCCAGCGUUCGCCAACAUGACCAUGUCAGUGAGGAGGGAGCUCUGCGCCGUCAUGGUCUUCGCGGUGGUUGAACGCGCCGGCACCAAUGUCCUAAAUGACGGAGAGGAGCUGGACUCGUGGUCAGUAAUUCUGAACGGUUCGGUGGAGGUGACCUACCCUGACAACCAGACAGAGAUCCUGUGUAUGGGGAACAGCUUUGGGGUGUCCCCGACCAUGGAGAAGGAAUAUAUGAAGGGUGUCAUGAAGACCAAGGUGGACGACUGCCAGUUUGUGUGUAUAGCCCAGCAGGAGUACUGCUGCAUCCUCAACCAGGUGGAGAAGAACAUGCAGAAGGUGGAGGAAGAAGGAGAGAUCGUAAUGGUGAAGGAGCACCGUGAACUGGACCGCACUGGGACCCGGAAAGGACACAUAGUCAUCAAGGGCACAUCGGAGCGUCUGACCAUGCACCUAGUGGAGGAGCACUCCGUGGUGGACCCCACCUACAUCGAGGACUUCCUGCUGACCUACAGGACCUUCCUCUCCAGCCCCAUGGUCGUGGGCAAGAAGCUCCUGGAGUGGUUCCACGACCCAAGUCUCAGGGACAAGGUUACACGGGUAGUCUUGCUGUGGGUGAACAAUCACUUCAAUGACUUUGAGGGGGAUCCUGCCAUGACUCACUUUCUGGAAGAGUUUGAAAACAAUCUGGAGAAAGAAAAAAUGUGCGGACACCUCAGACUGUUAAACAUAGCGUGUGCUGCUAAAGCCAAGCCACGGCUGGUGACGCUGACCAAGCCGUCCAGGGACUCUCCGCUGGCGUUCAGCCUCCUCGGAGGUCAGGAGAAAGGUUUCCGCAUCUUCAUUGAUGCUGUUGAGCCAGGGAGCAAGGCAGCAGAGGCCGGCCUGAAGCGUGGAGAUCAGAUCCUGGAAGUAAAUGGGCAGAACUUUGAGAAUGUCCAGCUCAGCAAAGCCAAUGAGAUUCUGAAGAACAACACCCACUUAUCCAUAACUGUGAAAACAAAUCUUUUAGUGUUCAAAGAGCUGCUAACCAGGCCGGACCAGGACCACGACUUCGAUGGCGAGGACGACCACGACAGAAAGAACGGGGCGCCGCACCUUCCAAAGAUCGGGGACAUCAAGAAGGCCAGUCGCUACUCCAUCCCCGACCUGGCAGUGGAUGUGGAGCAGGUGAUGGGCCUGGAGAAGGUCAGCAAAAAAGCAAAGACCAACUCGGUGGGAGGACGCAACAAGCUGAAGAAGAUCUUUGACAAGACACUCACCAGCAUCCUGCCUCCCAAACCAUACAAUGACGUUUGCGUGGGCCAAUCGCAGGACGACAGCAUCGUUGGGAUGAAGCAGUCCAAACAGAUCCCACCUGCGCUUCCCGUCAGUGGGAACCUGUCGUCGUCGAACCCAGACCUUCUACAGUCUCACCACCGCAUCCUUGACUUCAACAACCAGCCUGCCUCAGACAUCCCGAACAUGUCGGAUCAGGUACUACGAGUCUUCAAAGCCGACCAGCAGUCUCGGUACAUCAUGAUCGGGAAGGACACGACGGCCAAGGAGGUGGUGGCUCAGGCUAUCAGGGAGUUUGCCCUGACGGCGGCACCCGAGGCCUAUUCACUGUGUGAAGUGUCUGUCACACCUGAGGGCGUCAUCAAACAGAGGCGACUGCCGGAUCAGCUUUCCAAACUGGCCGAUAGGAUUCAGCUGAGCGGCAGAUACUACCUAAAGAGCAACAUGGAGACAGAGACGCUCUGCUCCGACGAGGAUGCCCAGGACCUCCUUCGCGAAGGCCAGAUCUCCCUGUUACAGCUGAGCACGGUGGAGGUCGCCACGCAGCUCUCCAUGCGGGCGUUCGAGCUGUUCUGCGCCAUCGAGCCCACCGAGUACAUCGACGACCUGUUCAAGCUGCGCUCCAAGACCGGAUCGGCCAGUCUGAAGCGCUUCGAGGAGGCCAUCAACCACGAGACCUUCUGGGUGGCCACGGAGGUGACGCGAGAGCCCAACCAGCUGAAGCGCAUGAAGACCGUCAAGCACUUCAUCAAGAUCGCUCUGCACUGCCGCGAGUGCAAGAACUUCAACUCCAUGUUCGCCAUCAUCAGCGGGCUGAACCUGGCACCGGUUUCCAGACUGAGGGGAACAUGGGAAAAGCUACCUAGCAAGUAUGAGAAGCUGUUCGGGGACCUGCAGGACCUUUUUGACCCCUCAAGAAACAUGGCCAAAUACAGGAAUGUCCUCAACAAUCAGAACCUCCAGCCACCAAUCAUCCCCCUGUUCCCUGUCAUCAAGAAGGACCUCACCUUCCUACAUGAAGGCAACGACUCUAAAGUGGACGGCCUUGUCAACUUCGAGAAGCUGAGGAUGAUUGCCAAAGAAAUCCGCCAUGUCGGUCGCAUGGCCUCUGUCAACAUGGACCCGGCCCUCAUGUUCCGGACCAGGAAGAAGAAAUGGAGGAGUUUAGGGUCUCUAAGCCAGGGCAGUGCCAAUGCGGCGGUGCUCGACGUCACCCAGACCGGCGGCCACAAGAAGCGGGUGCGUCGCAGCUCCUUCCUCAACGCCAAAAAGCUCUACGAGGACGCCCAGAUGGCCCGCAAGGUCAAGCAGUACCUGUCCCACCUCAGCCUGGAAACCAACGAGGAGAGCCUGCAGACGCUGUCGCUGCAAUGCGAGCCCUCCAUCAGUACGUUACCCAAGAACGCUGGUGGGAAACGACCAGACACGUCCCCGGUGGUGUCCAGAGCUGCCAAUCAGCAGAGGGGCCAGUUGGCCAAAGGAAACCAGGCCCUCCAGGUCCCUGCAGUGGCUCUGUACCCGUCGCGAAAGAAGGUGCUCGUCAAGGACCUACCGCCGUUUGGCACCAGCUCGCCUCAGUCUCUGAAGAAGAUCCUGUCUCUGUCGGAGGAGGGGAGCGACAGGCACCGGAGACAGCCAGAGGACACUGUGUCCAACGCCUCCUCCCAGCUCUCGUCUCCUCCCACGUCCCCCCAGAGCUCUCCCAAGAAGGGAUACAACCGAAUGGGAGACGCGUACUCGGACUCUGGGCACAGUGAGAUCUCCUCGCGCUCCAGCCUCGUCAGCAACUCGUCUUUCGACAUGGCUCAGGAGGAGCGCCGGCUCCGUCACUCCGGGGGGGUCGGGGAGUCGCACCUGGGGGGACCGCGGCUGGAGCGAAGAGCCACCACGGACCCCGACCAGUACAGCCUCGGGUCUUACUCAUCAAUGCAGGACUGUCGGGGUAUUUAUGCCGGCUGCCCCACGGUGCUCUCUUCACCCAGCUCCGAGGAGCUGACGCAGGACCAGGGCGAUCGAGUUUCCCUGGAUGCUGCAGACAGCGGUCGCGGCUCCUGGACUUCCUGCUCCUCUGGUUCCCAUGACAACAUCCAGACCAUGCAGCAGGGGCGCAGCUGGGAAACCUUGGCGUUUGGUGCAGGGGGCAUGGGGGGCCUCCCUCCCGGUGGCCCGGAGGCCUUACUGGGAGGCCCCGCUGCCCUGUGGGCGGCACAGGCCCGCGGCAGCUGGGCCUCCGCCAGCUCCUCCUCGUCCUCGGCCGCAUACUGGGGGGAGGAUUCGGAGGGCGACACCGGCACGAUCAAGAGACGGGGAGGGAAGGACGUCAGCGCCGACCCAGAAACAAGUAGCAUCACGUCCACGGGGUCGGAGGAGGCCAAGCAGCUCGGCCGGCCGUCUCCGUCACCAAUCACCGCUGGGGGUAAAGGCCUCAUUUCUCGUAAAGAAGGCCGCUACCGCGAGCCUCCCCCGACUCCCCCAGGCUACACGGCCCUGACCAUCUCUGACCUCGCCGAAGGACAGCACCCGGCGCCGCCCGUCCCCGCCCCCACGGUGACCCACUCGGGCCGCCGCCCUCCGGACUACACCACGGCGCUGCAGCGCUCCCGCAUGGUCACCCAGUCGCCCGACUCCCAUCAGGCCCAGCAGGGGGCCAAACAGCGGGCGGGCGGCCUCCAUCGCACUCGUUCACCAGCCGAGGACCAGGAGCCCGAGGAGGAAGAGGAGGGUGAGUCCUUGUCUUCCAAACUAGUCGCUCUGAGGAAGCCAAAGCCAGUGGCACAUCAUACAUCUGAGACUCCCAGACCGUGAGCGUGUGUGUCCGAGGUUUUCAGGCAGAGGAUGAACAGGUGUCUGCGGUGUGAGGGGCAAACGGUGGACGUCCUCUUGCAGUAACUUGAAGUCCCCCUGGAAUCGUUGUGGGCACGGUUAAAGCGGCCGGCGGACAGAGCCGUAGACUCAUCAUCAGUGCCUGCCUCCCUCCUGGAUCGGUGGAUUCCUCGACUCAUCUCCCUCCCCUGCCUUAAAGCAUCAUGGGGGGUUUCAUGACCCUGCAUGCAAAAAAUAUACUGUGAAGAAGAAGAGAUGAAGAAAAGGUCAAAGACGAUAACGGAAAGCUGGCACUUUGGCAAAAAGACUAAUAAACCGAACUGGUGCCAGGGACCGCAGACACCCAGAUCCACCACAACCCCCCCCACCCCCAUGACUAAACCCACCUGGUAACACACACAAACAGCAUCAUGAUGUGUCGAUCUUCAUCUGCACUUUCUCAUUUUGUACCUUCUAAAGAAAAGGAACAAAGCAGACUUGUCUGAAGACUGAGAGAAACAGUGGUUGACUUGACUCUUAAUUUUCAACUUCCCGCUAGAUUUCUUGGUUAAAAAUUCCUCGACUGAUUGCACUCGGGGGAAGGGGCAAAGAGAGACAUCAAGUCAGCCCAUCGUUCUCUGCUUGGACUGAAACAACCAACCAGUUGUUGUGUUUGAACUCUGACUCCAGUAUUAACUCAUGUUUCCCAUCUUAUCAAACGUCGGUUCGGAUCAAAGCUAGUGGACGAGCUCAGCGUGGAGAACCAAAAUGCACAGCGUGCUGACACGUCAUGCUCUACGCACACACACACACACACACACACACACACACACACACACACACAUUUUAUACACAGUCAAUUUUAAGAAUAGCACUUUCAGCACAAGCCCAGAUGUUGCCAGACGUUUGGCCUGGAUACCAGGGUAUGAGUCCACCACAUCUCAGCGUCAUCCCACCCUGAAGCUUGUCUGCUUACGUCGAACUCUUCUCCUCAUUCUGUGGCUCGCUAAAACAAGUUCAUGGCCUGUGGGCAAUAUUAAAAAGCACAGAGCGAACGCGUUGGUCCAGUGCAUCGGACGGACACAGCGGAUCCAAACUCGGCCACAGAGUGCAUCAUAGAAACGGCUGAGCCGGUUUGAGCCGGGCGCGCCGACGUCGCCUGUGGACCCUGGUGAGCUGUACACCAUCCCUGAACGGGGAAACGAUGCUCCGUGUCCUUUAAUUUAAGUGUGAAUAGAUCCUAGACCAGGGUGGUGCACACCAGCCGAUUAGAGACGCUGCCAGUAUUUAAAUUGAAGCAACUACCUUUGCAAAUAAUCUUGUACAGAGUCUUAUGAUACACAUUUUUACCUUCCAAAACAAGCCCUCUAGUUCACAAUUGGCUUCUUCCCCAUUUUGAGCAUCCGCCACAUCUUGUGAAUGUCCAAAGCGCCUUACGAUGCCGUGACUGCGUACACGUCUUUAAAUGGUUGUUUCCACCGUGAAUCCCCUUGUUUCAGGACCAGUCUUGAACCAAGCAAUAGCUGAGUGAAAUGCCUUAUCGCAGAUACUUCCCGUGGCUUUUUUUAAAACAUGUUAAGACUCGGUACAAGAUAAAGUUGAGCUUUUUCUCUGUUGUUACUGUAAUCUGGCUUUUUUUAGCUGUGGUCGUUACAGAUGUGUUCCAGAGCGACCCUCACCCUCCCUCUGCUGCUGUGCUACUAGGUUUAGCCUCAAACUCUUCUCGUUGCUCACAUCAGCUCCCUGGAUGCUCUAUGUAUAUCGCUAGCGCCCGCAUCCAGUUUUCCACCAUAUCUUGGCAUCAGUGGAAGUGACUGAAGAUUUUAUUUGUAUUUUUUACCCUUUGACUCCGGUGGGGAAGCUGACGUAUGAAGAAACGUGUUUUCAGGCCUGCCAGUCCGAAUGAUUCGAUGUUCAAUCGUGAAAAGUAACGGUUUGUUUCCGGUCGCCGAGUCGCGCUGAUCACAUUGAUCAGUCCCGGAAACGACGGACUGUGAAAACAAUCGUGAACGAGUGCAGUGUUUUCCACUGUGUUCUGUGACUUCACUCUAAUAAUUUCCUGGGCUUCUUUUGUUAUUGUACUUUUUUUGUAAUGGCUGCAGAUAGAUUGUUAAUAAUUUGUAAUACGGUGGUGACAUGCAUCAUUCACUUUCAUUCAACUCUGAAGAUAACGUGCAUAUUAGCAGGCCGAGUCCUACGUCGAAAAACAAAAAGUUGCACAAAAAUGUACACGCGUAAAGAUAAGUGUAGUAGGUAGAACUGCUACGUUUGAUGUGUGAUGUCAGUGAGAAAUGUACAUUUAGCUGGUGACGACCUUCUUUUCUUCAUUCUUUCUUGUACUACUUUGACCUGUAUGUCUUUUAAAAAGACAAUUGGUGAAGUAUGUAUCAGUUGUUUUUGUAUUUUUAAUACAACAAUUGUAAAUAUUGGUUAUAUUUUUGUUCAAAUGUACUAUGUUUAUGCCUCAACAUCCAGUUUAUAUGAAGCUGGGAAUCAAUAAAUACCGCAUAAAGAAUCGACA
This is a messenger RNA of Betta splendens (Siamese fighting fish), 8048 nucleotides long. RefSeq names its product Rap guanine nucleotide exchange factor 2b (gene rapgef2b). Lineage: Eukaryota; Metazoa; Chordata; Actinopteri; Anabantiformes; Osphronemidae. Gene Ontology annotation, molecular function: guanyl-nucleotide exchange factor activity; protein binding. The record is from RefSeq and is a predicted model, not a curated record. Gene Ontology annotation, biological process: small GTPase-mediated signal transduction; positive regulation of ERK1 and ERK2 cascade. The coding region runs from base 572 to 5530 and encodes 1652 amino acids. The transcript is spliced from 31 exons.